AUGUUCCUUUAUUUUCUCCUGAUUUGCCAGAGUAUGGAAUUAGAAUUCAGUUUUCUGAAUGACACAGAGUAACAAAUGACUAAUGUUAUAAUGAAUGCUGAAUAGUAAUCAUUUAUCAAAAGAUUGGAUGAUUUAGGAAAGAUUUUGUCUGUGAAUUUUCAAAGCGAAGAUGAAUCGAGUCAAUUUUGUUCAACAUUUUAUUAAGGAGUAACUAUUCAUCAAUCUCCAUCUGGAUUUAUAUCAUUAGUACACGAAUUAGCAAAGAAGGAUAUUGAUGAAUUAAGUGAUGACGAUUUGUAUAGGGGAUAUAAUGAAAAGCUAUCCGCCUAUGCUGUGAAUCCAGAAGGAAUAAGCAUAAUAUCUUCAAAAGGGAGAGUUUAUUUUAUAGACACAAAUUCAAAGAAUUUAUCUAUUAUCAAUUAAACACUGCCAUUAUCUAAUGAUAAUUAAUAGACUACUCAAUUGAUAUUUGAUGAAAAAUCAAGAUAUUUCUAUGCUUUUUUAAAUGACAAUAAUUAGGUUGUCAAGUAUUAGUUUCUUAAUAAUGAAAUCCAACAUAAACCAGUUAGUGGAUGGACAAAGCCGAACGAUAAAUUCAGAGUUAUAGCUAGUAAUGGAAUAUUAUACUCUGCCUAAGAGUCAUAAGGUCUAUUCAUAUAUGAAAUUUAAUAGCAUGGUUUUAGGUUAAUAACAACUAUUACUGCUAAAGAUUUGUAUGAUUCUGACUCUGACUAAUUCAAAAUUGUGGAUGUUGCAGUUUCUGAUGAUAAAUUGUACAUUUUAGAUCAUUAUCAUGGAAUUACACAAUUUUAAAUACGUUCUACUAAUAUGACUUUUGUUAAAAAUGGAAAGUUGGGAUUGAUUAAAUAUUCAGAUUGCAAAUCAUUUUCAGUAAGAGGAUCAACCAUCAUUUUGAUUUAAAAUUACUAAUCAAAUUCAGAGAUAAUUGAGUUAUUCAUAUAGGGAGAUGAUUAUGUAGAAAUGCGAAAAAUUUACACAAAAAGUCAAUUGAGAAGAGCAGAUAUUCUAGAUGAUGAUUUUGCAAUAGUUCGUGGUCUUCAUGAUCAUAAAAUCAUGCUUAUUUAGAUGCCUGAUUAAUAUCUUGAUCAAGAUGCAAAACGAUUAGACAAUUAUUUCUUCAGUGGAAAUCUUUUGGGGGUGAAUAAAUUCGGUAAUACAAAUGACACUCUUUUUGCCAUUUCCCCUCAUGGAUUCUAUAUCUUUGUUUACAGAGCAUAUCCAACUAUAAUCAUCUGCAAUAGCAAUGAUAUUGACUCAGGACUCUAUUCAGCAAAUGUGUCAAUCAAGAGUACUGAUUGUGACAAGAAAACAGAUAAGACAAAUUCACUUCAAUAUUGUAUUACCAACCAUGUCUACAAUUUCGAAAUUAAAAAACCCUUGCUUUCACCAGAAUAAUAAUAAUAUACUAUAUAUCUGACCAUUAUCCUGAUAUCUAUUAUCCUUUUGUUGAUUGGAUGUAUAUUAUUUCAUUGCAGAAGCUAUCAAAUAAAAUUGGAAACUUUGGAGAGAUCAAAAAAAAAAAGAAACUUUAGACCUCCCAGUAAAUCGGAAGCAUGA
Messenger RNA from Paramecium tetraurelia, 1578 nucleotides. RefSeq lists its product as uncharacterized. NCBI's taxonomy places the organism in Eukaryota, Ciliophora, Oligohymenophorea, Peniculida, Parameciidae. The record is from RefSeq and is a predicted model, not a curated record. The transcript has 4 exons.